CGCCACGCCGCCACCAGAUCCUGGAGGCUUGAAGCCUUGAACCCCUUCCCCUGCCCUGCCCUCCCCUCCCCUCCCUUCCCCUCCCUCCCGCAAACCGCAAUCCGCACGCGAUUCCUCCUUCCUUCCCCGCUUUGCCCUCGCCAACACCGUGAGUACAGGUGCGGCGGCGAUGAGGUCGGCCGUGGCCCGCUUGAUCCGCUCCUCCUCCUCCACCUCCGCCAACACCUCCCAUCUCAGCUCAUCACCGGUCUUGCUGAACACUGGGAAUGCAUUCUUCAGCAGUGCUAUACCCAGUGAUCCGAAGCACAUCGAGGAGCCUUUUAAGGUGGAGGAGGCAGAAACUGUGAAGGUGAAACCACCUUCUCCAGACAAGCUGCUAGUGCUCGGAGGAAGUGGUUUUGUUGGAUCACACGUUUGCAAAGAGGCUUUGGACAAAGGAUUUGUUGUCUCUAGUCUUAAUCGAUCUGGAAAGCCAUCCUUAAGUGAAUCUUGGGCUGACAAAGUUAUAUGGAAUCAAGGCAACCUCCUGGAACCAUCUUCAUUGAAGGAUGCUAUGGAUGAUGUUUCUGCAGUGAUAUCUUGUGUUGGAGGUUUUGGGUCAAAUUCGUUCAUGUACAAGAUUAAUGGGACUGCAAACAUCAAUGCCAUUAGGGCUGCAGCUGAGAAAGGUGUAAAGAGAUUUGUAUAUGUGUCGGCUGCAGACUUCGGUUUAGUGAAUUACUUAUUGAAAGGUUAUUACGAUGGCAAGAGAGCUGCUGAAGCUGAAUUGCUGUCAAAGUUCACCUAUGGAGGAGUGAUACUGAGGCCUGGUUUUAUUCAUGGAACUCGUCGAGUGGGCAGUGUAAAGAUACCUCUUGGUGUUGUUGGUGCCCCUAUGGAAAUGGUGCUCCAAAACGUAAAGCCACUGACCAGAUUACCACUUGUUGGUCCGCUGUUGACACCCCCAGUGAGUGUUACCUCCGUUGCUAAGGUUGCGGUGAGAGCAGCGACAGAUCCGGUGUUCCCCCCCGGCAUCGUUGAUGUCCAUGGGAUCAUGCGAUACAGCGAGCAAAAGUAAACAGUCGCAUGUAAAGGAUGACAUAUACGUGUGCCCGUACCUACCAGAUCUACCUGGUGUUUGUAUCUGCUCGAAAUGAAUAAUUAGAAAGCCAACAUGUGACCUUUUUACAGCCGUUUCAUGGUUGAUUUUACACGUAGUGGUAUCCUUGAUUAACUGAUGUAAAGACGAAAUCAAUAAUUAGAAAGCCAACAUGUGACCUUUUUCGUGCCUUAAA
Molecule: messenger RNA, 1274 nt
Organism: Panicum hallii
Lineage: Eukaryota; Viridiplantae; Streptophyta; Magnoliopsida; Poales; Poaceae
Exons: 10
Coding region: 170-1057 (295 amino acids)
Cellular component (GO): mitochondrion
Molecular function (GO): protein-containing complex binding
Source: RefSeq, a predicted model, not a curated record